AUGCCGACGAUUCAAACACUCCGUCGCCAACCAUCAGAGGCCAAAACUGUUAAGGAUCUUUGGAAGCGCACUAUUCUAGGAGUUUCUGAUGAAGAUAAAGAUAUUCCCCUAGCAUGGGCUUUGCUCAACUUCAGCGCUGAAAUCUCCAUCUACGCCGUCCUCCCCGUCCAUACCAUCCGAAGCAUUGGAUUCCGUAUUGCACCCCAACUCUCGGCGGUCAUCUUACUUGAAGAGGUGGAGUCAAGACAGAUCAUUGUGAAUCAGGAAGCUCUAGACCGACAAAAGCUAUCCAAAGAGCUUUCCGAGAGUGAAAUGAAGUUUGAAAGGUUUGCGACUCGAGCACCUCUCGGGUUGGAAAUUAUCCGACCGGACGGACUGCCACUCUCCGCCAAUGAUAUCUGGAAAGAACCUAUGAAACUGAACAUCGGAAGUGACUGGGCAUGGUGGAGGGAAGCACUCAUUGAUGGGGAAUUUGAAAUGGUGUCCAACGCCUAG
Messenger RNA from Venustampulla echinocandica, 495 nucleotides. RefSeq lists its product as uncharacterized. NCBI's taxonomy places the organism in Eukaryota, Fungi, Ascomycota, Leotiomycetes, Helotiales, Pleuroascaceae. The record is from RefSeq and is a predicted model, not a curated record. The transcript is spliced from 2 exons. Bases 1 to 495 code for a protein of 164 amino acids.